CAUGUGCGUGGAUUCACCGGGGGUGCACAAUGGAGGCGGACGUCCACAGACUUGAGUGGCCUCAAUACUAGAAGACCCCCCCGACGCCUCUCGGAAAGCGCUAGUUUGAACACCGGUGUUAUGAAAUAACCGCACCGGCUCGAGCGAGCAGCGGCGGUGACGCCGACCACAGGCGGCUUGACUUGAAGCCAGAAGGUGCUGAGUAACUGCCUGGUUCACCUGGCCUGGUCUUCUUCGACCAGCUCCGCUGACCGGCCUCUGGUUUUCUUCUCCGCCGCCCCCCGCCCCCCCAUGUCUUUGUCCGAAAGAGCAGCGGAAUAAGAACCGAUAACUGCCAGGGAAAAUGUCAGAGGUCAACAUACCGAAGCGCAAGGAGAAGUGUGAGAACUGCACCAAACAGUGCAACAAGAAACAGAGCGGCGAUGGCGUCAACUCUCCCCCGGAGCGAGACGAAGCCAACGGGCAGGUGCACGAAGGAUCCCAGUUGCUGCUGAGUGCCUGUCUGUCCUGUGACGGCUGUCUGUCAGAGGAGGAGAGCCUGAAAAUCUCUCAGCAGAGCCUGGAGCAAGUGGAGCGGGUUCUGGCCCUCAACAAGAAGUGCGACGUGUCGAAGCACAAGGUGCUGGUGGCGUCGGUGUGUCCGCAGUCUCUGCCUUUCUUUGCCGUCAAGUUUGGUCUGGACGUCACCGAGGCCGCCCACAAGCUCUGUGGCUUCCUCAAGAGUUUAGGAGUGCAGUAUGUGUUCGACACCACUCUGGCGGCAGGCUUCAGCAUCUUGGAGAGCCAGAAGGAGUUUAUUCAGAGGUUUCGCAGAAGGCACCACGACUCCCACGCCUUGCCCAUGUUCACCUCCUCCUGCCCAGGGUGGAUCCGCUAUUCCGAGCAUGUCCUGGGCAGUCUGGUCACCCCUCACAUCUGCACAGCCAGGUCUCCUCAGCAGAUUAUGGGCUGCCUGGUCAAAGACUACUUCUCCAAACAGCAGAAGCUGAGUCCGGGUGACGUCUACCACGUGUUGGUGGCUCCCUGCUUUGAUAAGAAGCUGGAGGCCGUCAGAGAGGAGUUUUACAACGGCCUGCUGGAGGCCAGAGACGUGGACUGUGUCCUCACCUCAGGUGAGAUCUAUUACCUGAUGGAGCAGAGGAAGGUUUCAGUGGAGGAGCUGGACUCGGUUCCACUGGAUCACGUGCUGGGAGAGGCCGGAGACGCGGUGGUGGUGAGGCACGAGGGCCGAGGGUCCGGGGGCUUCCUGGAGCACGUCUUCAAGCGCGCCGCCAAGGAGCUCUUUGGUCUGGACGUCCACGAGGUCACGUACAAGUCCCUCAGGAAUCGAGACUUCCAGGAAGUGACCCUGGAGCGGGACGGGGAAACUCUGCUGCAGUUUGCCGCCGUCUACGGCUUCAGGAACAUCCAGACCCUGGUCCACCGAAUGAGAAAGGGACGCGUGCCCUACCAGCUGGUGGAGGUUCUGUCCUGCCCAGGAGGAUGCUUGAGCGGCCGCGGCCAGGCAGAGAGCGAUGCGAGCGGCCGGGCGGAUAAAGACCUCGUGCAGCAGAUGGAGGAGGCCUACAGCAGCCUGCCAGUCAGUCUGCCGGAGGUCAACCCCGCCCUGCACACCCUCUAUCAAGACUGGCUGCAGGGCCAGGACUCCCCGCAGGCCAGCGAGCUCCUGCACACCCAGUACAGAAGUCAGAGCCGCACACAGCCCCCACACAUGCAGUGGUGAGGCGGCCGGGGGCGGGGGGAGUUUUUGCUGUAGAGACAGAACGAGCGUCGCCCCUGGUUCAGUCCGAUUCCGCUUGGACCAUCGCGUCGGUCGCGUCGGUCGCGUCGGCGCCAUGAAGGACGAGCCGAGGGUCGCACUCGGGACCAGUGAGUCUCAAUGGGCGCAUGUCUUCCAUGAGGCCACAGGGGGGCAGUGCCUGCAUUUAACAUUGGUGGAUCUCCUCUGACAAACCUGCAACUGACUACUGGCGUCACUCCACAGAGCAAUAAGCGCCCCGAAGGAGACCUAUGUGGAGCUUUUUAAGCACGACUGGAAGUUAAUGAACAAACCUGCUGAAUGCUCAUUAAUGCGUGUUCCAGAAGUCAUCCGCCCAAUAUGAAACAUGUUGUGUUACUGUGUGUUAAAGUUGACACUCGACAACCUGACGGUGAGUGUUUGCGUACGCCCAGUGUUUGGCUUACACGUCCCAGUGAAGAAUUCCAGUCAUUGUGUUGUUUUUUGAACGGGUACAAGAUGGCUUUAUUUGUAUCGUCUCCUUGUUCCCAUUCCGCUGUCUAGUUCUAUGUUUUACUUUUUUGUUUUUUAUGUAUACCUCAAAACUUGAGCCAAUGUAACCAAAGUGUACCCACGUGGCUCAAUACAACGAGGUGUGUGUGUGUGUGUGUGUGUGUGUGAGAGAGACACAGACAGACAGACAGACAACAAUCACUUGAUUCAUUGAUCAAGAAAUCUAAUUGAAUUCACACUUUUUAUCAUCCAAUUCUAAACGAUUAAAAAUUGCCCAACA
Molecule: messenger RNA, 2510 nt
Organism: Cyclopterus lumpus (lumpfish)
Lineage: Eukaryota; Metazoa; Chordata; Actinopteri; Perciformes; Cyclopteridae
Gene: narf
Product: nuclear prelamin A recognition factor
Exons: 12
Coding region: 344-1723 (459 amino acids)
Cellular component (GO): lamin filament
Molecular function (GO): lamin binding
Source: RefSeq, a predicted model, not a curated record